AUGGACGACCCAUGCUGGGUCCAGCGGCGCAACCGUCUUCGGCUGGCCACAGUACUGCCAAAGCCUCGACAAGCCCAGAGUCAUUUCAACCUCAAUCUGCACUGGCCGGAGGCCACAGCCACGGCACCGAGGCGGCUCCAAGAGGCAGCCGCGCAGGCUGCCAGGAUCCGCAAGGACAAGACCGAAGCCCGCGACGAUGCCUCGACACGACUGGUGGCCUCCAUGGAGGUCCGGAGCGAGGGGAGGAUGACGCCGCUGGGACACGACAUGAGUGAGACCUUGGCACAGGAGAUGGCAGAGUGGUCGGUGCCGAUGACGAAGGAGGACAUGGAGGAGGAGGUAUCCGAUGACAUUAAGGAGGUUAAGGAAGACAGCAGCGAGGUGAGAAUCUACUUCGGGGAGCGGUUGAAUUUCAAAGGAUUCGUCGCCACGGGCAUUGACGUGAACAUCGCAGUCUCGCGGGCCAACGAAACUUGGGGACCUAGUUGGUCAAUGGAUCUAAUCAUGAGGUCUGCUGGCCAACCAUGCGUCCUCGAAGUGGAGGAGGAGGAGAAGGAGGCGGACGAUGACGAGGAAGAGGCGAGACGUCCUGUGCUGUCCUUCUUGGCCAGCUUCAACAGCGGCCCAGGGGCCUACUGUGCCGCUGCCUGGUGCGAUGCCUGGGAUAGAGAUCACAUCGUUGAGUUCACAGAAGCCGAGGAAGAAAAUCCUUCCCCUGCCUCCCGUUGCGAGACUUUGGAAGACUUCCUGAACUUAGAGCCAUCUCUGCCUCCGGACUCGAAGUUGUCAGAGCAGCACGCCAAGGAUUUCAGCACCCGCCUGACAUCUGAUGCAUCUGAAGAUGUCCAGCAGGACUUCGCUGAAUGCCUCGGUAUGCGAUCGCAGGACCUCGACACGUCGCUUUGCCAGAGCUUCUGCACGAGCAAAGGGCUCGAUUUGUCUGGCAUUGUGGGCGGCAAGGAGUGUCGUUGCGGCGCUUCGCGGCUGAACCGAGCCGUUUGGAUGGGAGGCGAUCCGAGACCCGGACUUCUACUGCCCAGUGAGCCCAUGUCGGAAUGCAGGACAGAGCACAGAGAGAGUUGCCCAAUGCGUGUCUAUCGCUUGCGUGGCCCCUUCCCGAGUUUUGGUGUGCCGCCGACGCACUUGCAACUCAGCGCGCAGGAUAUCAGCUACAUGGAUUCCAUCGUGUCUGGGGGAACCAAAGAUGUCCCAAAGGAAAGCAGUCCCGAUCCAGAUCUGGCGUCCCCUUCGGCCACGGCACCUUCAUUGGUAACAUCGGAUUAUCGGCCGCCGGGCUUUCUGCGGCCUUGCGACGGUUACGGGAGCUGUGGAGCGGUUACAAACUGGAGGCUAAGAAGUUCGAACACCUCCGGCGAAUGGGAGGAAGUGGCGUUCGUACAUUACUACUUUGAGGUCGGCACGGACCAGACUCGCAAAGAAGCUUUCCGGGAGGCCACAGCCAUGUAUCAUCGGUGGACCUGCGUUCGGUUCGUGGAAGUUGAGCGCAGCUUUACCGGAGCAAAGCUUCGAGUUGGAAAUUACGACUCCAUGUCUUGUAAUGCAAGGGCUGGGUAUUCUAGUUAUUGGAACGGAGGCAGGUUCAACCUCGGUUCCUGCAUGAACCUGAAGCACAUGGGCGAAAUUCUCCACAACCUUGGCCACGUUCUUGGCAUGCUGGACGAGCAAAAAAGGCCCGAUGCAGCCCGAAGUUAUUCGGGUCACGGGCCUCACCUCCAAGUCUUUUGGGACAACGUUCCCACCAAUUGGCGGCCUUAUAUCUUCGAUCCGGUCGAGGAUGCCUACACCGGGUCCGCUACCCGGAAUCCGUGGGCUGGUUAUGCACCCUAUGACUUCGACAGUAUCAUGCACUUCCAUCCGAUGCUAUUCGGAUCUCAAAUCUACGAGACAAUUCCUUCCGCGCAAAUGAGGAAUGUAGGCCAGCGCAACUUCUUGUCAGAAGGGGACAUCCUCCAGCUGCUGGAUUCUUAUAGGUGCAGGCGGCGCGCUACCACCACCACAACCACCACUGCCACUACGACCACCACGACCACCCCCACCCCCACCCCCACCACCACCACCACCACCAUCACCACCACGACGAGCAUGUCAUCCGGAGCAGGUGGAUGCAUCGAGAAUCCGGAUUGUGCAGUCAACCCGUGGUGCACCGAUCCGAGCUACCAAUCCUGGUGCCCCCUUCAAUCCCCUUGCCCGAAGCCCUGGUGCGUUGGCAGCCAGAUCCCCACCUAG
This is a messenger RNA of Symbiodinium necroappetens, 2247 nucleotides long. Lineage: Eukaryota; Dinophyceae; Suessiales; Symbiodiniaceae. The record is from the annotation of a GenBank genome assembly.